ACUGAUGAAGACUGUAUUCCUCAAAUCUACAACAAGGAGUUGCUGCAAAAAAUAGAAGCAUCAACAAUCAACUUUUCCAUUUCUCUUUGUCUCUCUCAUACACACACACACACACACACACACACACACACACACACACACGCGUGUGCGCACACACACACUAUUAAAAGCGGUGAUUCAGACAUUUCCUGUGAAAUACAUCCUAGCAAAUUCAUUGGCAGAGGCAUUAGAUGAACAGCUUACCUGGGGCUUACCGUGAAAUGCAGCCCAGAGAACAAGAAAUAUAAGCAAAAAGUUUGCUCUGGUUCUGUUUACCUACACCAUCCCCUUGUGGGGUGUAUCUUCAUCAUCAUGAAUCCUGCUCAACUUCACAUUUUAAAAAAUCGAGACUAUAUGAAAGACCUCCGCAGGUACCUGGUGUUCAAAUACAUCCAGUAUCUAGUCCUCCCUUCUCCAAACAUCAUCAUGACUCUGCUGGGAUCUCUUGCCAGUGUGUAUGUCAUGCUGGUCUUGACAUUUCCUUCGGUUUCCAGAAAACCCACUGCGGUGUUGAUUGGUAGCAUAGCCCAGGCAGACAUCUUAGUUGGCUGCAGCAUGCUUUCUGCCGUCUCAGAAGGCAUCAUAGAGAGUGAGUCAUCGUCAGCUUCUUUUCAGUCAGCCUUGAGGCAGAACUUCCAAAUUGCAAAUAUACAUGCCAGUUCCCUUUUACUCAGCUGUGUUACCCUUGAGGCUUUUCUGAUUACUUUUCUUCCAGUAGAGACACGCCACGUAAGGAAUGUUAGAUGUGCCACAGUCACUUCUAAACUCAUCUGGGCUGUUGUAAGUAUCGAGUGUUUUCUCUAUCAGCUUGAGUGUGUCAAAGGCCUUAACAUCUCCUAUCUUGGCAUCCAAAGGCAAGUUCAGCUAUUGAUGAGUUUCUUUUAUGAAGCCAUAAGGCUGAUGAAAUUACUUACUUACCCCAUUGGAGUUCUUCUGAGAAUCUUCAAUGUGUAUCUUUUUUAUAAAAUGUAUUUCCGAGACAAGUAUAGUUAGUUUUUCGGGACUGUGAGAUAGAUUAGUGCUCCAGUUGUUUUGUCAAACAGUCACAUUUAUGAUGCUGUGAAGGUAUUUUAUAGCUGUGAUUAGCUUUUAGUUUGUUAAUAUUAAGAAAAUAUAUUAACAUCCGUAGUGUACAUGGCUUCAUCUAAACAGUGAGAACAUGAAAAGCAGACUUUCCAGGGAAAGGACUAUUGUCUGAAGACUGCUCACUUGACUUUCCAAGCUCUUAUUUUCACUGCACAUUUCAGCAUCAAGACUACAGCACCUGUGUCCCUGAUGUUCCAGCCUGGUGGCCCGCCCCACAGAAUUUGAACUCUCCAGCUCUGAAAAAUCAUGUGAGAGUUAAAAAUAAAGAGAAAAUACAGCUUGCUCAGUCUGUAUAGCGUUACUUGUAUGUAUCUAUGAUUUCAGGACUGACCACCUGGUAUUGGGUAUCCAAUUAGUGUGCUCUUCCCUGGGGAAGACUAUUUCUCCAGCUCUCAGCAGUCCUUAGUUGCCUAUAGUUCUUUGUCUAGAUUCGGGAUCCUGUGAGAGUUCCUUCAUCCCUGUUAGCAUGUUUGUUAUGGCCAUCCUUGUUCAGGUCAUGUUUAGAUGGGCAUGUUGGAGAGCCUUCAUGGAUGAAGUUUCUGACAUUAUCAGGAGACACAAUAUUAUAGCAAACUUUAUUUUCUCUAGCUCUUAGACUGUUUCUAUCAUCUCUUCUGCAAUUACAAUUGAUGAAAAAAUUGGAUAUUUGGCAAAGACUGGAGAGAGGGAGAAGUGGAAAAAUGCUGUAAUCAUAUUAUAAUUUCAAAAAUAAGCUGGUUGCUGCCGCUGCAGAGAGCCCCUGGGCAGCACCCCACGAGCGAACCUGAGCCUCUGGACCACAGGUAAGACCAAAUUUUCUGCUGCAAGAAAGCUGCCUGGUGAGCUUGGGACACGGAAGCAGAAUUUCUCUAGGAGGCACGGUCUGUGUUUACCGGAAGUCCCACACCCGCGGAUCCCGGCCCGCAGCAGCUCUCUGCUCCCAGACCCGGUGAGAGAGAGACCCAACCGCCUGGUCAGGUGGGCACUCCUGAGGCUGCAGAGCGGAAGAGACCACCAACACUGCUCACCCCUGCCCACAUCCCUGGCCCAAGAGGAAACUGUAUAAGGCCUCUGGGCUCCCGUGGGGGAGGGCCCAGGAGCGGCAGGACUUCUGCGCCUGAGACACCGCCGGAACCUGAAAGAAACAGACCGGAUAAACAGUUCUCUGCACCCAAAUCCCGUGGGAGGGAGAGCUAAACCUUCAGAGAGGCAGACAAGCCUGGGAAACCAGAAGAGACUGCUCCCUGCACACACAUCUCGGACGCCAGAGGAAAAAGCCAAAGACCAUCUGGAACCCUGGUGCACUGAAGCUCCCGGAAGGGGCGGCACAGGUCUUCCUGGUUGCUGCCGCUGCAGAGAGCCCCUGGGCAGCACCCCACGAGCGAACCUGAGCCUCGGGACCACAGGUAAGACCAAAUUUUCUGCUGCAAGAAAGCUGCCUGGUGAACUCAAGACACAGGCCCACAGGAACAGCUGAAGACCUGUAGAGAGGAAAAACUACACGCCGGAAAGCAGAACACACUGUCCCCAUAACUGACUGAAAGAGAGGAAAACAGGUCUACAGCACUCCUGACACACAGGCUUAUAGGUCAGUCUAGCCACUGUCAGAAAUAGCAGAACAAAGUAACACUAGAGAUAAUCUGAUGGCGAGAGGCAAGCGCAGGAACCCAAGCAACAGAAACCAAGACUGCAUGCCAUCAUCGGAGCCCAAUUCUCCCGCCAAAACAAACAUGGAAUAUCCAAACACACCAGAAAAGCAAGAUCUAGUUUCAAAAUCAUAUUUGAUCAUGAUGCUGGAGGACUUCAAGAAAGACAUGAACACACUUAGGGAAACACAGGAAAUCAUUAAUAAACAAGUAGAGGCCUACAGAGAGGAAUGGCAAAAAUCCCUGAAAGAAUUCCAGGAAAACACAAUCAAACAGAUGAAGGAAUUAAAAAUGGAAAUAGAAGCAAUCAAGAAAGAACACAUGGAAACAACCCUGGAUAUAGAAAACCAAAAGAAGAGACA
Messenger RNA from Rattus norvegicus (Norway rat), 3112 nucleotides. The record is from RefSeq and is a predicted model, not a curated record. Lineage: Eukaryota; Metazoa; Chordata; Mammalia; Rodentia; Muridae.